AUGCUGGUCUCAGACGAGGAAAACGUCGCUCUCCUCGAAGAAAAUGAGGAGGAAGAAAAUCUUCCUCCACGAUCCCUAUGUCAAAGGUGUCCAUUUCUUCGCCUACUCAUUUCGCCUACGUUCCUCUGGGUCAUCAUCGUCGUCGAAACCAUCGGCUUUGCUGCUUUUAUGGCGUACGCUGCUAUUAAUGAAGAAAAGGCCCCAUACUGUGCAUAUUCUCCAUUCUAUCUGUUCUACCCCGAUGCUGAUUAUUCUCGACCGCUCCAUUUAGCUCCCGUGAACGACGCUAUUUCAUACAACUACCAAAGCUUUGUGGGAGGGUUCAAUCAAGACCUCUCUCUAUUCCAGGCUCCGCCGUCGAAGGAACUAGACCAACGAUGGCGAGACCUAUACAGCCUUGGUAUGUCUCGUAUUUCGAGAUACGAAGCAGCCAAGUUGCCCAACGCAACAGUGCCAAUCCCAGGCGAUGAAGGGCACUACAUCGUAGAGCUCGACGUCUUUCAUCAACUUCGCUGUUUAGACCGUAUCCGUCAAACUAUAUACUCUGACCACUAUCCCGAUGCGCGCAUUUCCCUUGGAGACAACCAACAAUACGCCAGCCACUGCAUCGACUCUAUCCGCCAGUCCCUCAUGUGCUCGUCCGACGUCAGCCUACUCGUCUGGCAGUGGGAUGAAGCAACACAGCAGUCACGCAUUCGCAACGAUGUUGUUCACAGGUGUAGGGACUUCGACAAUGUCAAGGGGUGGGCGUUGCAUCGCCAGCUCAAAGGCGGCUUCAACACAAGUGUCCGGGCGCAUUAA
Pleurotus ostreatus (oyster mushroom) is the source of this 801-nucleotide messenger RNA. RefSeq lists its product as uncharacterized. Bases 1 to 801 code for a protein of 266 amino acids. Gene Ontology annotation, biological process: mycotoxin biosynthetic process. The transcript has 3 exons. Lineage: Eukaryota; Fungi; Basidiomycota; Agaricomycetes; Agaricales; Pleurotaceae. The record is from RefSeq and is a predicted model, not a curated record.